CGCGUGCGUUGACAAUGGGUUGCGGCCCAGCCACCUACCGCAGCUCACGGUGAUGGAGGAGCGGCUGGUGGCAGUGUGGCGGCCGCUCCGUAACCUGAUGGUGUGUCGGCCGCCAGCGGCGGGCGGCGGGCCGGGGCAUUGGGAGAUGCGCGCGCACGUGAUUGCGUUCAAGGCGCCGGAGCCGCAGCAGCUGGCAGCGGUGUUCCCGUGCAGCCUGGCGCGCGUGCCUGAGUGCAUCACAGUGGUGUUUGUGAGCCCGGCACAGACGUACCAGCAGCUGGAGGCGUUGGCGCGCCGCGUGCCCGCGCUGAUGGUGCGGGGCAAAGUCGUCGCGGCCUGGGCGCGGCACUUGGCAGCUCUGUAUCCCAGCGCGCGCCUGGACGAGGCGGCCGUGCAGGAGUGGGAGCGGCAGCCGCCAACAGCGGUAGCGGAUGCUCUCGCGCGGCGCGCCGUCUGCACGCAAACCCAAGAGGAAGCUGCAGCUAGAGGGGCGAGUACAGCAAUGCCGGCGGCCGUCAACAGCGACAGCAGCAGCGGCUCGGACAGCGAGGCCAUCAUUGUACAGCAGUCGCUUGCACGGCCGAGCCGGAAGCGGCCCAGGUUGCUGUCUGCCGCGCACAUGCAGCGGCUGCUGUGUGGGCUGGAUCGCGACGCGAGCGUGGCGGUGCGGCAGUUGCUUCUGGCCCACAACUUCAAGGCUGCUGCUACAAAGCUGCUUCGCCACCACGACGGCGCGCCAACCAAGGAGGCGGUGACGCAGAUGCAGGUGUUAACGGACCACGAACGAGCGCUCACAGCUGAGGCGAAUGCGAGUGGCAGCACGCGCCCGCUGUCACGCCCGCCAGCGGGCGCACCGCUGCCGCCAGGCAGCUUGUUCGUGGUGCACGAGCCGCAGGCACUGUCGCCUGUGCAACGGGAGCACGGUGCGCGACGGCCGCAGUCUCUUCCAGCACUGCCUGCAGAAGCCGCACAGCGUGCAGGCGCAGCAGCACCAGCAGCGGCGGCGGCAGGGGCGGAGGUGGCGGCAGCAUUCAGCAGCUGCGGCCAGAACGUGACACACAUGCAGGGCAUAGACGACGUUGACUUGUCGCCAACGCCAGCAGAUUCGCCGGCGUUGCGCGCGGUGUUUCAGGACGCAUGCGCCGACGAGCGUGCCCUGCAGCUGCUGCUGGACGGAUGGCCACUCGCGUCAUGCACGGAGCAGGCCCCGCAGUCGGACUAUCAGCCGGAGUGGCCGCUGCGCGUGCACGUGAAUCGGUUUCCUAACGGCACGGGCGCAUGCCCGACCGGCAUGCAGAUGCUCAGCUGGAUCCAGCUGCAGCUGCAGCGAUGGUACCCACCAGCGCCGGACGGCACCGAAGACUGCAGCGCCCAGGCACCACACUUCAUUCUGGACAUGUUUGACGCGUGGCAGCGGCACACGGUCAACCAGCAGGUGGCGGUGCGCUUCAAGCUGGACCCGCAGCUCAUCAUGAGCCUCGGCGACAUGGGGCCGGACACGCUGGUGGAGGCAGCGGACGUGCUUGCAGCAGGCCUAUCACGGACGGAGCAGGCCCAGCGGCUGCACGGAUCACCACCGGAAGUGGAGCAGCUCGUGCGUGGAGCGCGCAUCACGGGCGCCCAUGUGGUGGGCUCGCCUGGCUCCUAUGCAGCGCUGCGCAGCCGCGCGUACGGGCUGUGGGCUGCGUACGGCCCACCCAGCGCCACUGUGACGCUCAACCCCGCAUCGGUGCACUCAGAUGCCACGUUCACGCUGAUGGGGCGUCCGUACAUCUUCGACGUGCGGACAGGCGCGCCGCAGCAUCGGCCCAUGGCCGCGGAGCGGUGGAACCUGGUGGCCGGGCACCCGCUCGCGUGUGCCGAGUCCUUUGAGGCGUUCAUGGACGCGUUCUGCGACGUGUUCCUCGGGUGGCCAGCAGGAUCAGAUGUGCAGCAACGUAGCAACUGCCUGUUCGGGCGCGUUGACGCCUUCUUCUUCAAGUUCGAAAUGAAUCAGCGCGGAGAGCUGCACGUGCACGGCUGUAUCUGGCAGCCCGGGCUGCAGCCAGCACGCCUGCGAAAGGCGCUAGCGGACCCGCGGAGUUGUCCCGACGUGCUGGACUUCCUGGAGUCCGUGCAGACGCAGUGGUUUGCCUCACCGCUGCUGUUCAGCGGCGGCGAGCGACCGGUCCACGCUCAGAAGCUCAGCACCGAGCAGCUGCAGGAGGUGGCUGAGGCGGCUGGCAGCGAGCGCUUGACGGAGCUGCAGCGGGACGUUCUCAGGGAGGUGCUGGUGGAGCAGUUUGACUGAGGCGGAGCGGCUCGGGUUAUUUGCUGCGCACGCGGUCCUGGAGACGCUGCUGCACGCCCAUCGCGACGGCACGUGGAGCGUUCGAGCCGGUGUGACAGUACAGCUGCGGGGAGUAAGGAUACUAGAAAUGUAGCCAUACAAUGUAGCCAUACAUAUACUAGAAAUGUAGCCAUACAUAUCUAGAGCUCGCCACAAGCGAUAUGGACGCGAACCAAGCUGGCAUGGUUGACGACCGGCGAAAGAGGAGGCGGAAGCGUGCAGCUGUUGCUGUACUGUUGUUGCUAACCCUCUGCAUGCCGUUUGCAGUUUGCCACUGGCCGCGAGCCCUGAGCGCGUUGGAAGUUGACCAGUUUGACCAUUCUCGGGC
This is a messenger RNA of Chlamydomonas reinhardtii, 2657 nucleotides long. RefSeq lists its product as uncharacterized. The transcript is spliced from 5 exons. Lineage: Eukaryota; Viridiplantae; Chlorophyta; Chlorophyceae; Chlamydomonadales; Chlamydomonadaceae. The record is from RefSeq and is a predicted model, not a curated record. The coding region runs from base 53 to 2290 and encodes 745 amino acids.